Messenger RNA from Anneissia japonica, 4182 nucleotides. RefSeq lists its product as uncharacterized. The transcript is spliced from 9 exons. Lineage: Eukaryota; Metazoa; Echinodermata; Crinoidea; Comatulida; Comatulidae. Bases 193 to 4182 code for a protein of 1329 amino acids. The record is from RefSeq and is a predicted model, not a curated record.
CCGUGUUACAUCAUAAUGCAGCGUUGUAUCCUCCGAUGAAUUACUCAGCAUCUAGGUUAUUAUCAUCCCGAUUCCUAGGUUCUAUAAAAAAAUAUUUGCAACAACUCGAGUGGGCUGUCUAUGGGAAAUCAAUAAUGCAAGUCUGUUGUAGGAGUUAUUCAAAGCUGACAGAGGCCAUUUGCAGGCCUGAUAAUGGAGCAGAAAAAUGUUGAGAUGUUUACCUGCAAUCUGCAAGAUUCUCCUGUGGAAGUAUUUGGACUUGAUAGGGUCAGGUUGUCGUGGAUAGGCCUAGGCUCCUUAUCAACAGACGGAAUGUAUUACCGAGAUGGAAAAGUUUAUCAUUGCGGAGAGAUUGAUUGGGAAGAAAUUCAGUCUGCUCAGUUGGAGACAAGGCUUCCUGUUCACCGGCGUUCCCACCUACCUCCUCCAAAGAUCAACACCACGCUGUUGAGGUCUCCGGAGAAAAAGAAGUUGCCUCAUCUAUCUCCAACAUCUCCGACGAUCCGUGGCCUCCAAAUUGGGGACACGGUGUGCACAGAGGAUCACCGCAUUGGCACAUUAAAAUAUAAAGGAACUACACAUUUUGCUGCAGGGACUUGGGUCGGGAUCCAUUUACAGGAACCAAUUGGGAAGCAUGACGGAAAUGUUGAUGGUGUGCAAUACUUUGAAUGUGAGGAAAAUCAUGGAGUAUUUAUUUUAGCGAGUAAAGUUUACUUUGUAAAUAAUAAGGACGUAGGGUUGCCAGAUUGUCCUCCUUUAAGUCCAGACGAAAAGAAAUCGCAUCACAGCUAUCACUCAAGCAAAUUUAAAACCUUUGCAAAGGAGAAUUUUUCUCCAACAAAAUUUACCAGCAAACUUUCUCAAUCUUUAGUGAACUCAAAGGUCCCUCGACCAAAAACCCUACCAGUCUUUCAAAAAAAUGCAAAAGUAGGUUCAAAGUCAGACAAAUCGGAGGAAUUAUACAGAGUAGAAAUAUCACCAAUUGAAAAGGUGGCAAACAACAGCAAAAUUAGCUUCCAUGUUAGUAGCAUUGCUCCGGUAGAAAAGAAACUCACUGUUUGCGAUUUUUUAGAUGAUAGUAGCAAACAAGACAGAACAUUAAAUUCCAUAGAUUCAUCAACUGGUAAACAGUCUGACCAUUUUCAUGAGGAUUUGUGCAACUCUUACUUAAGCUCCACAUCACACGGACUUAAGUCUAUACCAAGUUAUACUGAUUUGUCAGGACAGUCACUGGAAAAUAUUAGUGAAUUUAAAACUCGGUUGGAACAGCCAUUUGAUAUUAGUACGCCAAAGAAAAAAAUUUUUGCUUCCCCAUACAAAUGUUCAGCAAAUGAAAUCACAUCAGACAAAGAAGUUGCUAGUAAUUUUGCGAGUAUUGAUGUAGUAUUAUCAAAAACCCCAUCAUCAAACUCACAACAAGGAAAUGAAUUUGCUUGUCACGUAAAUAAUAACACAUUUGAAGGCAAUCAACGUGAAGUAGCUUCUGAAUUGAUUGAACUGGAUGACUUAAGUUUGCAACCUAAAGUCUCAUCCUGUAGGGACUCAAACGUUGGAAAUAGAUUGGAACAUACAGUACCCGCACAGUGUCAAGGCCCGCUUCUUGGCGAUUCACCGACUGUGCCAUUGCCGGAUAUUGAACCAAGGACGUUGGAUAUAGAAUCCUUCGGGUUUGAUGUAAAUGAUGACGGGGAGUUCAGCGAGUUUCUUGCAGUGCCUUCAUUCCUUGAUUCUCCAAGUGGCCGUUGGAAAUUUGAUUUAUUAACCCCUGUUGAAUUUGCAAAAGUGCUUAAUGAAAGUGAUACGCUCAAUUUGUGGGAGUUAGAUCCACCAGAAGAACCAUAUGAGACAGAUCUGUAUGAGAAUUUAGAAACAAAUCGCGAAUGGGAAAAGCAUAAUAUAUGGGAACCCAUUACAAUAGUGGAAGAAGAAUUCUUAUCUGAUUCUUUUGAUGAUAAAGACGAAAAUAUUAAAGAAUCUAAUAUGGAAGCAGCUGGCACGGAAUCAUCAGAAAAAUCCCAUACUCAUACUCUUCCUGCCAGGAAUAAUAAUAAUGCAAACUCUUUAGAUAUUAUUCAAGAUGUGGAAGAGACAACUUUUGUGGUGGAUAAAUCCUAUGAACUAAAUAAAACAAUGGAUAUUAUAAAAGUUGAUUGUGGUAUUAAAGAAUCCUUGAAUACAACUUUCAAAUUAGAUGAAAAGACAAUCCAGGAUAAGGUUCAGGAAGAACCUCUUGUAGAUGCUGCUAAAGAAAAUUUUCCCACAGACUUUCCUGAGGAAAUUUUUAAUGAAGCACACAGACUUAGUCAGGAACUAGCUAAAGUAGAUUUCUUGCAAACUUCUACACCUCUGAAAAAAGAAGGUUUUGAAUAUGAUAAUAUGCCAUCGUUCUUAGAAACACCCUGUAGAAAGAGUGUUCUUGUGGAGACUGAAAUGGAAGUUGAGACUGGAGAUGCUGCGGAACAUGCAGUUAGCACUACUUUGGAAGAAGAUGUCAAAAGAAUGAGCCUUGAAGAUGUUCACAGUGAGGCUUCCAUGGAAACACAGUCUGCUAAAUCCUCUGAUUUAGCCAUGGUUACAGAUUGUCUGCCUGGAAGCAAAGAGAUGAAAGUCGAUGCUUGCAAUUCACAAGGUAGUAGCAAGAAAAACUCCAGGUCUGAGUUAUCCACAGUGAUAGAGGUAGAAAUGAUGAUGGUUGCGCAAGCUGAUCCAAAGUUAAGCAGUCGGAAUAAACCAGCUCCCAAGGAGAAAGACAAGGAAGAAGAAAACAAUAAUGAUGUCUCUGGUGUCAAGGAAAAGGCAGGAAUAGAGCAUUCAAAGCUACCAAGGAAGAGAACCCUCCAACAGCCAAAGACCACAACAAAGAAGCAUAUUGGUGAUGGCAGUGCAGAUGUUGUCAGCAGACUCUCCAAGACAAGUAAAUUAAUCCGCCCGUCUGUUAAUACUAAGGCCCAUGAUAAACAUGAUACCAAACGACAUAAUGAAACAUUUACAGAGAAUCCUGAUCAAGAGACAGAUGGUUCUGGAUCUCAUGGCAGUGGUGAUAACCUCAGUAAGAAGACCUACUCUCCCACCUCAUGGAAAGAAAAUAGGAAAUCUGGUGUUGACAAGAAAAGUAUGAUUCUACCCCGGAAGAAAAACAUCGAGCCUGGCAAACAACCAGCAACCUACGAGAAAGUUAAGAGCAGGAUUGAUGCAACAUGGAAGGCCCAGAACGCAGCGGCGGCAAAGGCUGGCGUUGCAGGUAAGCGCCCCCAGACAUUAGUAGAGUCCGUCCUCCGAGACCUUGAGACUCGAGGUAGUCUUUCCUCCUCAACUAGGAGUUUGAAAUCUGAUACAAGUGGAUCAACCCAACGACCCAGCAGUAGGGCCAGCUCAACAGAUACAAGCUCAAGAAGUUUUAAACCGAAAGCUGUAAAACGUUCAGAAUCGAUGCGGGAACGUCGUGCGAGCUCCACGAGUGCAACGUCUGAAACAUCGUACCGAUCAGGAGCAAUGAUUACCACAACUGAAAGUUCACGACAGAGUUCAAGAAGCGGCAGCCCUGAAGCCAAACCAUUAAAAAGGAGAGCAAUGCUCCAUUCAACUAAUAGAAGUUUUAGAAUUGAUACCAACAAGAAAAAAGCAACAACUUUACCAAAGAGUCGUUUAGUGAAGCUGAGUGCUGGUACCGGAGCUUCCAAAGUGCCUCUCAGUAAGGUUGUCAGCCAGCCGCUGCGAUCCAGGCACGGACCCGCAGACAAUCACCAACCGGAUAUUGCCCAAGUGAAAAGGGAGAAUGGAACUGUCUCUGGCGUGCCUACCAUCACAGGAAAGAGGAAGGUAACAACACGGAGAAAUAUUCACCUAAAAGAUCCCAACCAAGCAGUCGCCAAACCAACUAAAAUCAAACCUACAAUUCCGACCUCAACACCGCCUGACCUUCUGUCAACCUCCAUAGCGAACGAGACAGCAGCGGAGGAGAUCAAGCGGUUGGAAGCUCUCUGCGAAUCGAGGACCAAGGAGUUGAAUCUCACCAAGAUGCAGUUAAAGACAGGCCUCGCGGGAUUUGAUGCUUUUGCUAUUUUACUACAGCACCUCACACAUGAUAUGGAUGUGUUCUCAUGUUCAGACUUAAAAAUAAGAAUCAAUGAACUGGAAACUAAGUAUCAGGAAACUUGUACUCUAACUGGUGAGAGUAGAUAA